UUUGGCUCUAAUUUUUUUUAAGAAUAGAUCUUGAGGGAGGAACCAGGCGCAGCAGCAAACCUAAAGGUUCUGAGCCAGGGUAAGCAGAGAAUUAUCCGGCGGCGCAGUCAGGUUACCAUGGCAUCUGGUACCAGCAUGGAGGCUCCCAUCUGUCUAGUGGAAAAUGAGAAUGGAGAGCUGAGGGUGAAUCCCAAAGCAGUAAACAUCCUUGAGGAGAUUACUCAGCCUGUGGUGGUGGUGGCCAUUGUGGGACUGUACCGUACAGGGAAGUCCUACCUGAUGAACCGCUUGGCAGGACAGAACCACGGCUUCAAUCUGGGCAAUACAGUGAGGUCUGAGACUAAGGGCAUCUGGAUGUGGUGUGUGCCUCACCCCACCAAGCCACAAUUCAAACUCGUGCUUCUGGAUACAGAAGGUCUAGGUGAUGUGGAAAAGGGUGACUCUAAGAAUGACUCUUGGAUCUUCGCCCUGGCCGUGCUUCUAAGCAGCACCUUUGUCUACAACAGCAUGAGCACCAUCAACCACCAGGCCCUGGAGCAGCUGCACUAUGUCACUGAACUGACAGAGCUGAUCAGGGCAAAAUCCACAUCAGGAUCUGAAGAAAUGGAUGACUCCUGUGAGUUCGUGAGUUUCUUUCCAGACUUUGUCUGGGCUGUUCGGGAUUUCGUUCUGGAGCUGAAGUUGGAUGGACGCGUCAUCACAGCAGAUGAGUACCUGGAGAAUGCCCUGAAGCUGAUUCCAGGCAGAGGUCUCAAAGCUCAACGUUCUAACAUGCCUAGGGAAUGCAUUAGGCAUUUCUUUCCAAAACGGAAGUGUUUUGUUUUUGAUCGACCUACAAAAGAAACAGAACUCUUAGUCCAUGUUGAGGAAAUGCCAGAAGACCAGUUGGAUCAAAAUUUCCAAUUGCAAUCAAAAGCAUUCUGCUCUCACAUCUUCUCCAAUGCAAAGGCCAAGACCUUGAAAGAGGGAAUCAUUGUCAAUGGAAACCGACUGGCAACUCUGGUGACGACCUAUGUGAAUUCCAUCAAUAGUGGAGCAGUUCCUUGUUUGGAGAAUGCAGUGACCACUCUGGCUGAGCGUGAGAACUCUGCAGCUGUGGAGAGGGCGGUUGACCACUACAAUAAGCAGAUGGCCCAGCGAGUGAGGCUUCCCACAGACACGCUCCAGGAGCUGCUGGAUGUGCACACAGCCUGUGAGAAGGAAGCCAUUGCUGUCUUCAUGGAGCACUCCUUCAAGGAUGAUAAUCAGCAGUUCCAGAAGAAGUUGGUGAUCACUUUAGAGAAAAGGAAGGAAGCUUUCAUGCAACAGAACGAAGCAGAAUCUCUCCGUCUCUGCCAGGCUGAGCUGGAGAAGCUGGCAGAGCCCCUGAGGGAGAGCGUCUCACGUGGAGCUUUCUCUGUUCCUGGUGGGCACAGCCUCUACUUAGAAGCCAGGAAGAAGGUUGAACAGGGCUAUGAGCAAGUGCCCAGGAAGGGAGUGAAGGCAAAUCAUGUCCUCCAGAGCUUCCUACAGUUGCAGGUUACCAUAGAGAACUCCAUCUUGCAGUCAGACAAAGCCCUCACUGAGGGACAGAAGGCCAUGGAAGCUGAGCGGGCUCAGAAGGAGGCAGCGGAACAGGAGCAGGAGCUACUGAGACAGAAGCAGGUGGAAAUGCAGCACGUGAUGGAAGCUCAAGAGAGAACCUACAAAGAAAACAUGGCCCAGCUGCAUGAGAAGAUGGAGACUGAGAGGAAGAACCUUCUGAGAGAGCAAGAGGAGAUGCUAGCACACAAGUUGAAGAUCCAAGAAGACAUGCUUAAAGAGGGAUUUAAAAGGAAAUGUGAAGCAAUGGAUUCAGAGAUAAGCCAACUACAAAGGGAGAUUCAAAAAAAUAAGGGUCAGAAUGACUCACUGGAUGCUAAACUCCGUGAAGGGUUUGGAAAUGUGUUACUUGAAGUAUUGCCUGGUGCUGGUAAGGUACUUAAUCUAGGGAUGAAAAUGCUACACAAUCGAAUGAUAAGGGCAAUGAUUCAUUAGAAAACUGUAAAUAUGGUAUCCUUAUUCCUGAGAAUUAUUUUUGAACUCUGUAUCAAUAUUAACUUCAUUUAUUAAGUUUCAAACACCAAGAACAUUGGUCACUCUCCACACUCUCUACACCAGUCCAGCCACAGACCCUUUGGUCUACAAUGGUGUCCUGCCUGCAAAAUAUGCUGGUGCAAUGUUGGAACAAAGUUUGUGGGAGUAACCAACCAAUAUCUGACUUGACUUAAGGUCCACUCCACAGCAUGAAACCCAUAACUGACACCGCUUGGGUGACUAAGAAUCAGAGGCUAGAUAGCCCAGGGAACCUACAGUAAAACCAAGUAUUACUAUUCUAUACCCUCCCAAAGGUAGCAAUAAAAUGACACCUAAUGACAUUCUGCUGUACUCAUAGAUCAGUACCUUGCUCAGCCAUCAUCAGAGAAGCUUCCUCCUGCAGCAGAUGGGAACAAAUACAGAGACCCAUUGCCAGAAAUUAUGCAGAGAGUGAGAGACUUUGGAACAGUUAGCCCUAAAUGGGGUGUCUCCAUCAAACCCAUUUACUCAGGGCUCAGGAAAACUGUCAAAGACAAGGCAGAAAGAGUGUAAGAGUCAGAGGACACCAAGAAAUCAAGGCCUCUUUGGGGCUGGAGAGAUGACUCAAAGGUUGAGAGCACUGGCUGCUUUUCCAGAGCUGCUCUUCCAGAGGACCCUGGUUCAAUUCCCAGGACCUACAUGGCAGCUCACAACUGUCUGUAACUCUGGUUCCAGGGGAUCAGACACCCUCACAUGGACAUACAUGCAAGCAAAAACACCAAUGCACAUAAAAAACAUUAAAAAUUUUUAAAAAGAAAGAAAAUAAGGCCCUGCUAAUCAACAGAAUCAAUGCACAUAGGAACUCAUAGAGACUGAGGCAAGCAUGCAGAGGGCCUGCACAAGUCUGUAACAGCUGGGAUCCUAGAACUGAAAGGAGAAGUGAAAACAUGACCCCAUCCCUAAUCCAGAAUCGACUCCAAUUGAUAACCACUUACAAGUGAAAAUUUAGUUUUCUCCAAGGGAGUUUUAUUGGGGAAACAAACUACUCCAUCCUGUGGAGUGGACCUUAAGUCACUAUCUGAAAUGGUGGAUUUGGAUGGCAGGCGAGGUGGGGAGAAAUUUGGAGGAGUAUCAGGAAGGGAAAUGGUGGUCAGAAUUAUGUGAGAAAAAAAUCCUUUUUCAAUAAAAAUAAAAUAUUUAAAAGCAAUCCAUUACAUUUUUAUAUGGUGGGUACUGUCUGCCAGCCCAUGGAUGUGUGGCAACAACAUGCCCACCCCACUGCCCACUGCCCAGAAGGCCACCACUGUGGUAAUUUUCCUUCACAGAUGGGAAUUACUGGGCAUGGAUGGGCAGAAGGCUUUGCAGGUAUCAAAAGUUCCCACAUGAAAUGCAUCUGUCCACAUGUGCCUGUUAUGCUUGUUACAUUAAAUUUGAAUACAGCUAUGCCUUCUUGGUUUGAUAUUACUGGACUUUCACCAGAUUCCCAGGAGGAUAAAUAUGGAACUAAACAGGCAGCAGAAAAUGUAAAAGCUGUGAUAAAUCGAGAGAUGAAGACUGGAAUUCCUUCUAGCAGAAUUGUUUUUAGGGGAAUUUCUCAGGGUGGUACUCGUAAUCCACCGCUCUUACCACACAGCAGAAACUGGCCAGCAACACUGCUCUCUCGGUCGCUGGCUUCCACUUUGGGAUUGGUUUCCACAGGAUCCUAUCCAGAGAGCUUACAGAGAUAUUUCUAUUCUCCAGUUCCACGAAGAUGUGACCCUUUAGUUCCCCGAAUGUUUGGUUCUCUUACUGUUGACAAACUAAAAGCAUUGGUGAAUCUAGCCAAAUAAAAUUUAAAAUCUGAAGACAUGAUGCACAGCUCAUGUCUGCAGCAAUUCAUUGAUUAAACUCCUACCUCCAAUUGAUUGAUAUCUCUAAGAGGU
Peromyscus californicus insignis is the source of this 3956-nucleotide messenger RNA. Its product is annotated as guanylate-binding protein 4-like. Gene Ontology annotation, molecular function: GTPase activity; GTP binding. Lineage: Eukaryota; Metazoa; Chordata; Mammalia; Rodentia; Cricetidae. The coding region runs from base 118 to 2016 and encodes 632 amino acids. The record is from RefSeq and is a predicted model, not a curated record. Gene Ontology annotation, biological process: defense response to protozoan; defense response to Gram-positive bacterium. The transcript has 11 exons.